AUGUCUUCAAAUGAAACAGAAGAGAGUUCAUCAUCAAAGAGUGACGACAUCGACAAAUGUCCGCAAAUUUCAGAAAAUUUGUCAGAAAUAGCAUCAAAAAGUGAGUCUCAAAUAAGUGGCGAACAUUUAUCGGUCGAUCAAAGCGAUCAAAUGAUUGGCAGCACAUCAUCGCCAACAACACGACAAAUACCACCAGAAAGUGAACCACCAGUGAGUGCUCCUCCACGAAGAAAGUUUGUCACACCGGCAUCAAUGCGCAAGACGUGCACUGAUUGUAAUGAUAACACUACUGAUCCACAAAACCAUCUUCAGUGCAAUCAAACACCAAUUGACGAUCCAUUGCCAACAAGUAUUAAUGAUCGCUUCAAUAGUAGUAGUGCUCAUGUAUUAGCCAAAUGUGAAGAGUCGUCGCCCAUCACUAAUGACCAAACAGCUAACGAUUUGGUCACACGUGUCGACCAUCAAUACAAACAAAACUUGUGUGCUGUUGAUGAUCAUAACCCUAGUAUUACAUGUGAUGUUAAUGAUAAAGAUAUAUUUGAUAAGAGAUCUGCUAACGUGAAGACCAAUCAAAAUGAUUUGAACCGAUUUCAGAGACAACUGAUGGAUGCAAUGAGACGUUGGAAGAAUCGAUGGUUUACUUCAGAUACGGCAAAAGCCAGUCGACGGCGAAGAUUCAAUCAAAUGAUUUAUUAUUUAAAAAUAUUUUUGACUCAUCUUUUCUCAACCACCGGACUAUGUCUUCUAGUUAUAGCCUAUUCAUGUGUCGGAGCUCUCAUAUUCACGUAUCUCGAGUCCAAACACGAAGAGAUACUAAGACUUCGACUGAAGAAUGAAAUCGACAGACAUCGCUAUAAUUUUACUGUUGAGCUCUGGGAUCAUACGGAUAAACUCAAUGUUUUAUAUCCGGAAGAAUGGAUUAAUCGGACCAACGAUAAGCUCAGGGAGUUUGAGGAGACUAUUGUAAAAGCUGUUCGUGAAGAGGGAUACGGAGGGGUUUCAAAUCAAUGGACGUUUUCCGGGGCUUUACUCUACAGCGUAACUGUUAUCACAACUAUAGGUUACGGUAACGUCACGUGUAAGACUGAUUUGGGUCGUAUCGUGACUAUGAUCUAUGCCUUACUCGGAAUACCCGUUAUGUUCCUAUGUUUAGCAAAUUUAGGUAAUCUAAUGGCAAAAACAUUUCGGUUUAGUUAUAAACGAUUGUGUUGUAUAUGUUUUUGUUGUAAUAAUAAUAAUAAUAACAACUCCAACAAUAAUCAUAGCAAUAAUAAACUUUCCAACAAUCAAUACAACAAUAACUAUAGUAAUAAUAAUAAUAAGAUGUCAAACAAGACUGACAUAAUUGAGAUGAAGAAAUCUUCUUGUAUUGACAGCGAAAGAGAUGUGAGAGUUGUUUUCGAUGAAAAUGACGAACAAAAGGUACGAUCGAUAAUAACAGUGACGGCAUCGACACCUCCGACGUCUACAUCAGUCACAUCAUCCCAAGCGUCCAGUCCUUUGAAAUCAUUCACAAAUACUUUAAAUCCAAUGAACAGUGAAUUAAACUGUAAUGAGUUGGUUGUUGUUCAGGGAAAUACACAACAGAUCGAUAACAGCGACGACAGGGUUCCCAUAUGGCUGGUCAUAGUGUUGGUCAUCGGUUACAUAAUGACCGGUGCUUUCAUGUUCUCAAUUUGGGAAGAAAGUUGGGGUUUACUGGAAGGGGCGUACUUUUGUUUCACUACACUAUCCACUAUAGGGUUCGGCGAUUUAGUUCCCGGUUCUGCCAAAUAUUCGGACAAUAAGGAGGAACAGACAAAAUUCAUUAUAUGCUGCGCUUAUCUUAUCGUCGGUCUCUCAAUGUUAGCCAUGUCUUUCAAUUUAGUCCAAGAAGAGAUUGUCAUCAAAUCUAAAGAAAUUGCCAGAAGAAUGGGUAUUAUUCCUCAACAAAAAACUACAGAUUAUGACAAAACUGUUUCUGUUUAA
Messenger RNA from Oppia nitens, 1968 nucleotides. RefSeq lists its product as uncharacterized. The coding region runs from base 1 to 1968 and encodes 655 amino acids. Gene Ontology annotation, biological process: stabilization of membrane potential; potassium ion transmembrane transport. The record is from RefSeq and is a predicted model, not a curated record. NCBI's taxonomy places the organism in Eukaryota, Metazoa, Arthropoda, Arachnida, Sarcoptiformes, Oppiidae. Gene Ontology annotation, cellular component: membrane. The transcript is spliced from 2 exons. Gene Ontology annotation, molecular function: potassium ion leak channel activity.